AUGUCGUCCUCGAAGCGCGUGGAGCAGAUUGCUGGUCACCUCAACUACCCCAAGGGUAUGUUGGCGGGCCAGACUGCCAUUAUUACUGGAUCUGGACAAGGAAUUGGAGCAGAGGCGGCGAAGCUGUUUGCGAAGGAGGGCGCAAAGGUUGUGGUUGCUGAUGUAGACGCAAAAAAGGCCGAAGCGGUAGCUUCUGAGAUCAACUCUUCAGGUGGUAGCGCAAUAGCAGUAGCAGGCGACGUGCUCGACGACGCCUAUAUCAAGACACUGAUCUCUAAGGCGGCCGAGUUUGGCGGAGGCAAGAUCCACAUCAUCGUCAACAAUGCAGGCUACACAUGGGACGGUGUCAUCCACAAGAUGACGGACAAGCAAUGGCAGACUAUUGUCGACUUGCACGGAACAGCGCCGUUCAAGAUUGUGCGCGCCGCAGCGCCGUAUUUCCGGGUCAAGGAUGGCGAGCCCAGGAACAUUAUCAACAUCUCGAGCACAAGCGGCUUAAACGGCAAUGCCGGGCAGAUCAACUAUGCGCUGGCCAAGGCGGGUGUGCAGGGCAUGACCAAGACGAUUGCCAAAGAGUGGGGCCCUCAGUUUGGCGUGCGGGCAAACACGGUCGCUUUCGGACACAUCCAGACGCGGCUAACGGCAGCAAAGGAGGCGGGCGCAUUUGUGACGACGCCCGAUGGCGAGAAGGUGGCACUCGGAAUACCACAGGCGCAAAAGGCUGCCGUCCCAGAGGGCCAGCUGUAUGCAGACAUUCCGCUGCGCAGGCCGGGGACAGCGACGGAGGCGGCGAGCGCGGUGCUGGCUGUUGCGAGCCCACUGUUUAGCUAUGUCAACGGAGAGACGAUCAAGGUCACGGGUGGUCGGAACAUGUAG
Molecule: messenger RNA, 876 nt
Organism: Bipolaris oryzae ATCC 44560
Lineage: Eukaryota; Fungi; Ascomycota; Dothideomycetes; Pleosporales; Pleosporaceae
Exons: 3
Coding region: 1-876 (291 amino acids)
Source: RefSeq, a predicted model, not a curated record